GGGACAAGGGGUGUUGGAAGAGACUCUCCCACGCACUCCUCUCCGCAGAGCUCGGCUUGCUAUACGGACAGAGCCCGAGUCUCGAGAUGUCUCACACCGACGACGUGCACGAGCUACGGGAGGCGUUCGCACGCGUGGACGUGGAGGGGCGGGGCUAUGUGGGGGAGCAGGACCUCAAGGCGGUGUUCGACGCGGCGCACUGCCCCCUCCCCGGGUUCCGCCUCCGGGAGCUCGCGGGGCAGAGGAGCGGGGACCUCGGGUUUGAGGAGUUCCUGAAGCUGUACACGGAGGUAAAGCGCGGCGAGGUGAGCAAGACGUUUCGCACCGUGAUCCGGCAGAAGGAGGGCCUCUGCGCUGUCGGCGGACUCUCUGAUAUCUCCAGCGAGGGCACCCAACACUCGUACUCAGAGGAGGAGAAAGUGGCGUUCGUGAACUGGAUGAACAUGGCGCUGGAAGGCGACACUGACUGCCACCACGUGCUGCCCAUGGACCCUGACAGCGAGUCGCUCUUCCACUGCGUGGGCGACGGCAUCGUCCUCUGCAAGAUGAUCAACCACUCGGUGCCGGACACGAUCGACGAGCGGACGAUCAACAAGAAGAAGCUCACCCCGUUCACCAUCCAGGAGAACCUGAACCUGGCUCUGAACUCGGCGUCGGCGAUCGGCUGCCACGUGGUGAACAUCGGCGCGGAGGACCUGCGGGAGGGGAAGCCCCACCUGGUGCUGGGCCUCCUGUGGCAGGUGAUCAAGAUCGGCCUCUUUGCCUCCAUCGAGAUCACCAGGAACGAGGCCCUCGUGGCUCUGCUGCGUGACGGGGAGACGCUGGAGGAGCUGGUGAAGCUCUCUCCCGAGGAGCUGCUCCUGCGUUGGGUCAACCACCACCUGGAGGAGGCCGGCUGGAACAAGAUCAAUAACUUCUCCACCGACAUCAAGGACUCCAAGGCGUACUUCCACCUGCUCAACCAAAUCGCUCCCAAGGGGGAGGAUAGGGUGGACAUCGACAUGUCUGGCUUCAACGAGGUAGAGGACGUGGGGCGUGCGGAGGCGAUGCUGCAGCAGGCUGAGCGGCUGGGCUGCCGGCAAUUCGUGACCCCCUUGGACGUGGUGCGAGGCAACCCCAAGCUGAACGUCGCCUUCGUGGCGAACCUCUUCAACCGCCACCCGGCACUACUCAAGCCCGCCGACAUGGACAUCGACUGGACCCUGCUAGAGGGUGAGACGAGGGAAGAGCGGACGUUCCGAAACUGGAUGAACUCGCAGGGAGUGAAUCCCUACGUGAACCACCUGUACAGCGACCUGCGGGAUGCCCUCGUCAUCAUCCAGCUGUUGGAGAAGAUUCGCACGCCCGUGGAGUGGGAGCGGGUGAACAAACCACCCUACCCACGCCUGGGGGCCAACAUGAAGAAGCUGGAGAACUGCAACUACGCAGUGGAGCUGGGCAAGGCGAGCAAGUUCUCGCUCGUGGGCAUCGCUGGCACGGACCUCAACGAAGGGAAGCCGAUGCUCACGCUGGCGCUGGUGUGGCAGCUCAUGCGCAGGUACACCAUCAACGUGCUAGAGGAGCUGGGCGAUGGCGAGAAGGUGAAUGACGAAAUCAUCAUCGCUUGGGUCAACAAGACGCUCGCUUCGGCCGGGAAGUCCUCCUCCAUCUCUAGCUUCAAGGACAAGAGCAUCGCGUCGUCGAUGGUUGUGUUGGACCUCAUCGACUCCAUCCAGCCGGGCUCCGUCAACUACGACCUCGUUCCCGCCGACGGGGAGCGUGACGGAGUGGAGCAGAACUUGAGCAACGCCAAGUACGCGAUCUCGAUGGCUCGCAAGAUCGGAGCGCGCGUCUACGCACUGCCCGAGGACCUGGUGGAGGUGAAGCCCAAGAUGGUGAUGACCGUGUUCGCCUGCCUCAUGGGCCGUGGCCUGAAGCGCGUGUGA
Petromyzon marinus (sea lamprey) is the source of this 1925-nucleotide messenger RNA. RefSeq names its product plastin-3-like. Gene Ontology annotation, cellular component: actin filament bundle; cytoplasm; actin filament. The record is from RefSeq and is a predicted model, not a curated record. NCBI's taxonomy places the organism in Eukaryota, Metazoa, Chordata, Hyperoartia, Petromyzontiformes, Petromyzontidae. Gene Ontology annotation, biological process: actin filament bundle assembly; actin filament network formation. Gene Ontology annotation, molecular function: calcium ion binding; actin filament binding.